Molecule: messenger RNA, 801 nt
Organism: Coccomyxa subellipsoidea C-169
Lineage: Eukaryota; Viridiplantae; Chlorophyta; Trebouxiophyceae; Coccomyxaceae
Product: ThiJ/PfpI domain-containing protein
Exons: 6
Coding region: 1-801 (266 amino acids)
Source: RefSeq, a predicted model, not a curated record
AUGGGCCGGCCAGUCUUUUCAACCCGCGGGGGCAGCGACAGUAUCUUGAUAGUGGCGACCUCAGAGACAACACUAGGCGAGACGCUGAUUCCAACAGGCGCAUGGGCAGAGACAAUUGCAGAGCCGUACUACACCUUCAGGCGCAAGGGGUACAGGGUGGUCAUGGCCUCCAUCCGCGGCGGCCCCAUCCCCAUCGACCCAGCCUCAGUCGCCCCCCAGAACGUCAAGACCCACACCGUCAAGCUCUUUCUUGCUGACCCUGAGGCGCAACGCCUGAUGCAUCACUCCCUGCCGGUGGCGCUGGUUGACUCCCAGGACUACGGCGCAAUCUUCAUCUCAGGCAUGCUCCUUUGUUUUCUUUCUUUGAGCUGUAGAAUACCAUGCGGGCAUGGCAUCGCGUGGGAUGGCCCCUUCAACAAGGAGCUGCGGCGGCUGGUGGAGGAGGCGUACGCGACCGGCAAGAUCAUCGCCGCGGUAGACCAUGGCCCCGCCGCCAUCGUGCACGCCAGGAACAUCAAGCUGGGGGACCCGCGCGAGGGAACGCCCCUCGUCUUCCGCAAGGACGUGACGGGCUUCAGCAACACAGAAGAGGAGGCUGUCAGGCGCGCAGCGCUGGUGCCAUUCCUGCUGGAGGACCGCAUCCGCGAUGAGGAUGGCAUCUACGUGCGCGCGCUGCGCGAUUUUGACCCGUACGCGGUGCGCACCGGCCAGCUCAUCACCGGCCAGAAUUGGCAGAGCUCCAAGGCCACCGCCGACCUGGUCGUGGACGCGCUGUCAUUCGGCGUCCGCAACAUGCCCUGA